Ictalurus punctatus (channel catfish) is the source of this 2702-nucleotide messenger RNA. RefSeq names its product cell division cycle associated 4 (gene cdca4). Gene Ontology annotation, cellular component: nucleus. Bases 406 to 1269 code for a protein of 287 amino acids. The record is from RefSeq and is a predicted model, not a curated record. The transcript has 4 exons. Gene Ontology annotation, molecular function: transcription regulator activity. Lineage: Eukaryota; Metazoa; Chordata; Actinopteri; Siluriformes; Ictaluridae.
UGCAGGAUGGCCUGCUGUCCAUGCAGCUGAAGGUUUCCGCCCCCAUCAGCCCUGCCUGCGUGCCGGAUGCUCACUAGCUCACUACACCGGAGUGGCCGAGUGGAGCUGCACCUUUAACACCGCCGCCGGCCUACAGAACCGCGCAUGACGCUCAUCAACCAAAGAAAUAAACUCAUACCAGUGCUGGGAUGUCACUCGUGCUUCAGGAAGAUGCAGUUUGCAGUCUGCUUUGCUUUACUCAUUAAUCAGGAAGUACGUCCAGACCGUCGUGUUGUUCGUUGCUGCGGAUUACCUCACGUAGUAUCACCUGGUAUUGGAUGUUGGAAUGGAAGUUGGUGUAUAUGAGCACCCAUACCUGAUACCAGUACUGAUGGGUACUGAUGCCUCCGUAGAUGCUGGGUAGACAUGUUCUCCAAAGGCACCAAGCGCAAGUUUCCCAGCGAUGACGAUGAGAUGUCGGACGAGAGCCUGGCCAGCGCCAAGGUGUCCUCGUCGUAUAGUCUACAGCGCCAGUCUCUUCUGGACAUGUCCCUCAUCAAGCUGCAGCUCUGCCACAUGUUGGUGGAGCCCAACCUGUGCCGCUCUGUGCUCAUCGCCAACACGGUGCGGCAGAUCCAGGAGGAGAUGACCCACGACGGCAGCUGGGUGGUCACCGAGGCCUUCUGCAGCGGGACCCAGGGCCCUUCCGAACGCCUAGUGGCCACCGAGGUGCUCUGCCGGUCACGAGAGCAGGAAGCCGAGCCUAAGCUCUUCUCGGUUAUCAGCUACGAAGGAAUCAGCCGCGAGGAAGAGGUUGUGGCGGACGAGACGCUGUGUUCGGUCUCGGUGCACGACUCCGCCUCUGACGUGUGUCUCUCGGAGACCUCGCGUCGUUGCUGGGACGAGACCGAGGACUCCCCGGAAAGCUCCAGGCUUGGUCCAGGAGACGACGAGGACGACGAAGACGAGGAUGAAGAUGACGAACAGGAAAGUUCCUCCAGGGAGGAUCCGAAGGCAAUGGGGCAGGUUUUCGGAACGUUCGAGAUCAAGAACGGUGCCUCGGGUCCGGACUCGGCUCUCGAGGAAUUGUUCUCGGACGUGGAUGCGUCGUAUUACGACCUCGACACCAUGCUCACGGGCAUUCAGAGCACGGCGCCCAAGAUGGGUCCGUACGACCUGCUGGACAGUUUGAGUCCCUCUCACACGCCGACGUCUAUAAACUCGCCGUCAAACUGCCGCUCUGAUCUUAACGAACUGGACCACAUCAUGGAGAUCAUUGUCGGCUCUUAGACGAGAGGCGGCUCUGAGACUAGUACACGUUUUCCUCUUAAUGUUUUUUCUACCUGUUGUGGAAGUUCAGUCUGCAGUCCUUUCAGGGAAAGGAGUGUGUGUCUUCUAAAGAAUGGCCUUGAUUUUAUGAGCUGACUAGUUACCCUUUAUAUGUGUGUCCCCCCCCCCCCCCCCCCCCCCUUUGUCUUUUUUAUUUUUAUUUUUAUUUUUAAUUUUUUUAAUUUAUUUCUUUAUUGCGUCCAUUAACACUACAUACAGGAUGGAGUGCAGAGCCAGAUGUAUACAAAAGAUAUUUUCAUAAAGAUGAAAUUGCCUAACUGUAAAAUGACAAAUAUAUAUUUUUACAAUAGAUACUGCUUGUUAACUGUUACAGUGCACUCGUCAUCGGUUUCCAACAUUAUGGUUCUAAACAGAUUCGCAAAUCGGUGGACGUCAUGUUGUGGCUUUUUUUUUUUUUUUUCCUUAUCCCUUUCGGGAUUCAGAAAUGGCAGUAAGAAUACAGCAAUGCAUGACUUAUUUUUAUUGUAACACACUUUUAGGUGCAUUUUGGCACCCAGCGUAUUUUUCCCAUCAGUAUCUGGGCAAAUCGUCAGCCUGUAUUUUAAUAUUAGAAGUCAUAGUGUUCUUUUAUUUGUUUUAUCGACAAAUGAAGAAUGAUGGGGGAGGGGCCGCCCCAUUCUAUAUAGUGACUUUUAAUUUAUUUUUAUUUAUUUGUUGCAAACUUUACAUGUUGAGUGUUGGCUUUGGUCAAACUCAGGGCAGAAGAGACUUCACGGGCCUGAUUCACCCCAAAUCCUUCAACCAGUAGUACAUUUUAAUUUAACGCGUUUUAUUAUUUUGUCGGUUUUAAAGCCUUCGAUGUGUGCAAAGGGCCGUCGUGAUGCAUUAUGUCCCACUAUUUUGAUGCACAUCUACAGAUCUAAGGAUAACAUAAUUCAGUCGUAGCUUUAUUUUCGGCUGCCUUUCGUUAUAAAGUCUCUGAUCAGGUAAAGAAAUCCUGAAUCUGAUGUCGUGUUUUGCAGCCUGCUGUCUAAACGCAGCCUCGUAAUGAGCUGUACACUUUCUCUGAUCCUAUGCAUUGAGUGUCGCAAUACACUUCCUAUGCACAAAGUGUUCGAGCACAUUUUAAAGUACAGUAUUGACUUUAACUUUGUAUUUUUGACCGUCAGAAAGAGGACAGGGUUUCAACGAUUGUCUUCCUAUUUACAGAAACUUCAAUUCAGUCAUCGAUUCUGAAACCAGUUCUUAUAGUUAAAGAAAAACGUUAAAAAGACGAUUACAGUACAUUUAAUUUGAGUGGAUGUAAUUCCUCUCUGCUUUACGUCGGUUUCAUUUUUAAGUAUGAUAUAAGUCUAGAGUAGAGCAUAAAAAACAUUUUAUAUGUGCAUUGUAGCAUUUUUAUAACAUUUUUAAUAAAAAAAGCACAAAUUCAA